Messenger RNA from Clonostachys rhizophaga, 1326 nucleotides. The record is from the annotation of a GenBank genome assembly. NCBI's taxonomy places the organism in Eukaryota, Fungi, Ascomycota, Sordariomycetes, Hypocreales, Bionectriaceae.
AUGUCUACGCCACAGGUCAAGCGAUAUGUCAUUGUUGGCAUGGGCGUACGCUCUGCCUUCUACUACCAAAGCAUUAUCAAGGACUUUCCCGAGGCUGCCACACUCGUCGGAAUCUGUGAUACAAACCAGACCCGUAUGAACGCCGCCAAUGACCGCAUCGUCGAGAUUGGAGGCCAGCCGCAGCCCACGUACAAGGCUGAAGAUUUCGACAAGAUGGUCGCAGAACAAAAGCCCGACGUUGUCAUCGUCACCACCAUCGAUCUCUAUCACCACGUUUACUGCAUCCGAGCCAUGGAAUUGGGCUGCGAUGCCAUCACCGAGAAGCCCAUGACCAUCGACGAGGAGAAGCUGCAGGCCAUGAUUGAUGCUGAGAAGCGGACUGGUAAGCAGGUCCGCGUCCUCUUCAAUUAUCGCUACGCACCUCACCAUACCAAGGUCCGUGAGCUGAUAGCAUCCGGGGUCAUUGGAGAGAUCUCAACUGUUCACAUGGACUGGAUCCUCGACUGCGCGCACGGCUCCGACUUCAUGCGGCGCUGGCACCGGAACAAGGAGACCAGCGGGGGCAUCCAGAUGCACAAAUCCAUCCACCACUUUGAUCUUGUCCAUUUCUGGCUGAACACCGAACCCGAGCUGGUGUACUGCCUGGGAGAUUUACGAUUCUACGGAAAGGAAAACGCGGAGAGGCGUGGGGAGACCAAUCUGGGAGAGCGGUAUCUCAACAAUGAGGCAGCUAAGGCCGACCCGUUCGCGAUACACAUCGACAAGAAUGCGCAGCUGAAGAAGCUUUAUCUUGAGGCUGAGCAUGAGGACGGGUAUAUCCGCGACAGAAACUGCUUUGCUGAGGGCAUCACCAUUGAAGAUAAUCUGUCCAUGAUUAUCAAAUACAAGAACCGCGCAGUCAUGACGUACAACACCUACGCGUAUGCACCCUGGGAGGGUUACCGCUGUGUGUUCAACGGGAGCAAGGGACGAAUCGAGAUUAAUGUCGUUGAAGGGGGAUACUCUGCAGGAGGUGAGACGGUCACAAACAAAGGUAUUGGAGACCUGGAGAAGAACUAUAUCCAGGGUGGCGUUGAGCAGACCAAGAUUGUUGUCUAUCCUUUGUGGGAUGAGCCUUAUGUGGUAGAUAUUGUCAAGCAGGAAGGCGGCCAUGGAGGAGGGGAUCCCGUGUUGCUUCAGGACGUCCUGGUUGGCGAUCGGAGUGACAGCUUCAAGCGAGCUGCUUAUAUACGGGAUGGAGGAAAUGCGGUCUUGGUUGGCGUGGGCGCGAACAAGUCGAUGAAAACAGGGCUGCCGAUCAAGGUUCAGGAACUUGUUAAGUGGUAG